CGGGCUAUGGCUUAGGACGCCAGAGGGGCCAGCCGAGAGGUCAAGGCCAGGGGAGGGCAGCCAACUGAGGCAAGAAGAAGCCGCACGAUGAGUUUCCACAAGGAGGACGGCGUGAACAGCCUGUGCCAGAAGGCGCUGCACAUCGUCACCGAGCUGUGUUUCGCGGGCCAGGUGGAGUGGGAGAAGUGCUCGGGCAUCUUCCCCCGGGACCGAGGCAGCCAGGGCGGAGGCAGCACAGAUAUUUCGGUCAGCUUGUUAGCAGUCGUCGUCAGCUUCUGUGGCCUGGCCCUGUUGGUGGUCUCUCUUUUUGUCUUCUGGAAGUUGUGCUGGCCUUGCUGGAAGAGCAAACCCGUGACCUGCAACAUCAAUGCUCUUCCGCAGGCCCCUGCGAGUGCUCCUGCCGAAGUGCUUGAGACUGAAGAGAAGAAAGAGCUUAAAGAAAAUGGAAAGCCAGCACCGAAAGCUAUUGAGCCUGCAAUAAAAAUCAGCCACACUUCCCCCGAUAUCCCAGCAGAAGUUCAAACUGCUUUAAAAGAACAUUUAAUUAAGCAUGCACGUGUGCAAAGACAAAUUACUGAGCCUGCAUCUUCAACCCGCCACAGUUCUUUCAAGAGACACCUACCACGGCAAAUGCAUGUGUCCAGUGUCGAUUUUAGUAUAGGCACAGAGCCCGUUUUACAAAGAGGAGAAACAACAACCAGCAUUGGGAGGAUAAAACCAGAGCUCUACAAACAGAAAUCAGUCGACUCUGAGGGCAACAGGAAAGAAGAUGUCAAAACCUGUGGGAAACUUAACUUUACCCUCCAGUAUGAUUAUGAAAAUGAACUUCUGGUUGUUAAACUCAUCAAAGCGUUAGAUCUCCCCGCUAAAGACUUCACAGGAACGUCUGACCCGUAUGUGAAGAUGUAUCUUCUUCCAGAUAGAAAAAAGAAAUUCCAGACCCGUGUGCACAGAAAGACUUUAAAUCCUCAAUUUGAUGAAACUUUUCAAUUUCCAGUAGCAUAUGAUCAAAUAAGCAACCGGAAACUGCAUUUCAGUGUUUAUGACUUUGACAGAUUUUCUAGACAUGACAUGAUUGGAGAAGUGAUUCUUGAUAAUUUGUUUGACGUCUCUGAUCUCUCCAGAGAAGCCACAGUAUGGAGAGAUAUCCAUUGGGCUACCGCAGAAAGCGUAGACCUGGGUGAAAUCAUGUUUUCCCUUUGUUAUUUGCCAACUGCUGGACGUAUGACAUUGACAGUCAUCAAGUGCAGAAAUCUGAAGGCUAUGGAUAUUACUGGCGCAUCAGAUCCUUAUGUCAAAGUGUCUCUGAUGUGUGAGGGUCGAAGAUUAAAAAAGAGGAAAACAACUACAAAGAAAAACACUCUAAACCCUGUGUACAAUGAGGCCAUUAUUUUUGACAUUCCUCCGGAGAAUGUGGAGCAGGUCAGCCUCUCCAUCGCGGUCAUGGAUUAUGACAGGGUAGGACACAAUGAGGUCAUAGGGGUGUGUAGAACAGGACUGGACGCUGAGGGCCUUGGGCGAGACCACUGGAAUGAAAUGCUGGCCUAUCACCGAAAACCAAUAACACAUUGGCACCCCUUGCUGGAGUUACCUGGCCGGGCGAAUAGUUUUGAUAGUCAAGGAUCCUGUUCAUCUCCCAAACCACCUUCCACACCGUAAUGCCUCCAAAAUAAGAUCAUUGUCGUGAGGAACCAGGACAUGUGCUCAUCAGAUCAGAAAAAAAGCAGAAGGUUUGAUUUCCUCAUUUAAAAUAUAUCCUGGUAGUAAACGAACUU
This is a messenger RNA of Myotis davidii, 1775 nucleotides long. It is a transcript of the gene SYT10, whose product is annotated as synaptotagmin 10. The record is from RefSeq and is a predicted model, not a curated record. Gene Ontology annotation, molecular function: clathrin binding; syntaxin binding; calcium ion binding. The coding region runs from base 88 to 1659 and encodes 523 amino acids. Gene Ontology annotation, cellular component: membrane. The transcript is spliced from 7 exons. NCBI's taxonomy places the organism in Eukaryota, Metazoa, Chordata, Mammalia, Chiroptera, Vespertilionidae. Gene Ontology annotation, biological process: regulation of calcium ion-dependent exocytosis; regulation of dopamine secretion; calcium-ion regulated exocytosis.